This is a messenger RNA of Diaporthe batatas, 1486 nucleotides long. RefSeq lists its product as uncharacterized. The record is from RefSeq and is a predicted model, not a curated record. Gene Ontology annotation, molecular function: prenyltransferase activity. The coding region runs from base 59 to 1486 and encodes 475 amino acids. Lineage: Eukaryota; Fungi; Ascomycota; Sordariomycetes; Diaporthales; Diaporthaceae. Gene Ontology annotation, biological process: alkaloid metabolic process. The transcript is spliced from 2 exons.
GUUGAACACCGUACCUGGUACCAUAAGAUCCUCCUUUCAAACCAUCUCCUUCCCGACAAUGAACGGCACAAACGGCACAAACGGCAUCAAGAAAGGCUCUGCCUCACCUUCUGAGGCAUGGACGCAGCUUUCCAAAUAUCUACCACCUGUGAAUGCAGACCAGGACUUCUGGUGGAAGCUUACCGGCCGCCAUGUUGCUUCUCUGGUCGAGGCAGCCGGGUACUCUAGGGAAAAGCAGUAUGAGGCGCUUGUGUUCCACUACCAUUGGACCGUACCAUACAUGGGCCCUGCCCCAAAGGCCGACGGCACGCCUGCAAAGUGGAGUUCCCUGCUGGGUCUCGAUGGUAGCCCGAUCGAGUACUCGUGGAAAUGGGAGACCAAGACCAGUGAGCCUGACGUGCGCUAUGUGACGGAGCCCAUUGGGGCUCACCCCGGCACGCACAUUGAUCCGCUCAACCAGCUGGCUCUGCGAGAGCAGCUUCAACGCCUCGCGGAAGCCACGGGUGCCGAUAUGAACCUUGGCUGGGUGAACCACUUCUUCGCGCGGUACUACGACCAUGAUAGCUCGAAAUACGUGCAGGAGGCCGCGGCGGGCUCGGCCAGGAGCACGGCCACCAGCGUGCAGCUGGGCACAGAGUUCCUGCGCAACAAGGGCAUCGGCUUCAAGACGUACUUCUUCCCCCGCAAGCUCGGGCGGGUCGAUGACAUCUCCAUCGGCCAAUACGAUCUGGCCAUGGCGGAGCUCCAAGUGCCCGGCGAGAACGACGAGACAUGGGCCGCUCGCAAGGCCCUCGUCGACUUCCUGGCCCACAACGCCGAAGGCAAGGCGCUUAAGCCCUUCUCCAUAGCCGUGGACAACGUGGCGCCCACCAAGUCGCGGCUCAAGUGGUACUUCCACACGCCCCACACCAGCCUCCGCUCGGUGCGCGAGGUCAUGACCCUGGGCGGGCUCAUCGCCAACGACAGGAUCGAGGCGCAGCUCGCCGACCUCUACGCGCUCGUCCGCGCCGUGGCGGGCCUGCCCGACGACUUCCCCCACGACGCCGAGAUCCCGCUGCCCGCCAGGUCCGACGUCUACGACCAGGCGGCGCGGGACAACUUUGGGGAGCUGGACGAGGUGCUGACGGGCUACCUGUACUAUUUUGACGUGGCGCCCGGCGGGAAGGGGGUGCCCGAGAUCAAGUGGUUCAUCCCGUCGCGCCACUACGCUCCCAACGACCUUGCGCAUGCUAAUGCCGUGGCGGCGUGGAUGGAGGCGCGCGGGCGGGGGUCGCACAACCAGCAGUACAUGAAGAUGCUCGGCGACCUGUCGCAGCACCGGGGGCUGGAGACGGCGAAGGGCCUGCAGACGUUCGUCUCGUGCCUGUUCAAGGCUGACGGUGAACUGGAUAUCACAACGUAUCUGGGUGCUGAAGCAUAUCAUCCUGCACGGGCUGCUCAGGGUGCCAGGUUUCGGUCUACUCUGCGUCGCGGCGACUCCUUUUAG